GUUCACGGAGAGCAAGAGAGAAAGCGGUGGCUCCCGGUUGUCAAAUUAUCUCAACGAUCAAGCUGUCUAGCAAGCAGAUGCCCAGGAAGCAAAUAUGUACUUUUGGAGUGACCGUCGUUGGUUUGGGGAGAAGGAGGCACCAGCAUGGGGGGAUGCAUAGACACUUUGGGUGGCGGGAGUGAACACCAUGACUUCAUCUCCAAGAACACCCUCCACUUCCAAAAGGUCAGCCGCCUGCCAUGGCUCCCCCAGACGUGCUAGUUCCCCCUCUCCUUUCCGGAAUGAUUCUACUCCUCUUCCUUCAAUCAAUGAACGUCUGGCCUAUCUCCGCCCCUCCCGGCAACUGCUGGAAUACUACCGGAAGAAAAUUGCAGAAUUUGACGAAGAGCAUGAGGAGCUGGUCAAAAGACUGGAGAGAUACAAAGCAACAUACGAUGAGCAGCACAAAUUACAGUGGGAAAUGCGUCAGCGAGAAGAAGAAAUUGCAGAGCUGCAGAAGGCUUUGAGUGACAUGCAAGUUUACCUCUUUCAAGAGAGAGAGCACGUGUUGCGUCUUUAUGCUGAGAAUGAUCGGCUGAAAAUCAGGGAGCUGGAGGAUAGAAAGAAAAUCCAGCACCUUUUGGCUUUACUGGGAACAGACAAUGGCGAAAUUACCUAUUUUCACAAGGAACCGCCUCACAAGGCCACUGUACCUCAAAGACUAACCAAGAGCAGAGAUUCACAUGAUCGAAGUGAUAAGCAUACUACAAAAGCAGGUGUUAAACUCCCUGCUGCAACACCAGCAGGUAAGGGAGAGAAACCAGAAAGUGGGGAUAGAUACCGGAGUGAUGAGCAAACACUCUUAUUACAGGUUGAAGCUCUUCAGGCUCAACUAGAAGAGCAGACCAAGCUAUCCAAGGAGCAGAUUGAAACAUUGCUGGAGGACAGACGAAUCCGUAUAGAAGAGACUCAGGUCCAGCAUCAGAGAGAUCAGGAGAAGAUCAAAGACCUUACUGAGAAAUACCACAAAGCUCAAAACUUGCUGUACGAGAGCACCAGAGAUUUUCUCCAGAUGAAGUUUGACGCACGGGCAAAUGAGAAAUCCUGGAUGGCAGAGAAGGACAAUCUACUUAGGAAGCUGGACAAAAGCAAAGAUGCAUCUAAACAGAGCAGGGUUCAGUGGGGCAGCAGUCAGGGUCGAGAGGACAUCAACAGAAGUCGGGACAGCAGCCCUGACCAGUGGGACAGCAGUCCUGACCAGUGGGACAGCAGCCCCUGUCAGCAUAGUGUUGGCAGAGGAGCAGCUUCUGGCAGGAAGCCAGACAGCCACAAGAAAAGGAAAGGGAAAGAUGGCAAGCGUGUUUCUCGAGCACAGCAUGAAUGUCAUAAACUCUACAGUGCAGAUAUUAAGGGGCUACAGGAGCAAUUAACACAGGAGCAGCGACUAGCAGACAUGUACCGAGAGCAGUGUGUUUCCCUGGAAGAGGAGCUGGCUAAGAUUCGAGAGGAAGGAGAUGUAGGGCGAGAGAUCUUCAAGGAACGCUCAGAAAAGAUGGGGAAGCGCCUGCAGCUGUUGACCCAGCGCUACGAGGCGUUGGAAAAACGGCGUCUCAUGGAGGUGGAAGGCUUUAAGACGGACAUUAAACAACUUCGGCAAAGGCUGAAGGAAGUCGAGAGGCAGCUUUUCAAGGUGACAAUGACUGUGGGGCCAGACCAAGACCUUGCAAUUCUGCAUGAAGUUCGCCAGGGGAAUAAGAGAACUAAAAAAAUUCAAGGGGAACUGAAAAAUUUAAAGUCAAAGAUCUAUGGGCUGGAAAAUGAGCUCAGAGUCUGCUGAUAAAGAAACGCCAACCAACACCAGUAGCAUAGAUAAAGGCCAUUGUGGCAACAGCUUUCUCAUAUCUUUAUUUUGUGACACAACAUGUACAGUAGCUUGCUCUGACUGUAGGAUGUAGCUUUAUGCUCCAGGACUGAAGGAGCCUAUUAAAGCUAAUGUGAGAUUUGGAAAUAAACUCUUCUUACCAUC
Rhineura floridana is the source of this 2005-nucleotide messenger RNA. It is a transcript of the gene CCDC77, whose product is annotated as coiled-coil domain containing 77. The transcript is spliced from 12 exons. Bases 188 to 1816 code for a protein of 542 amino acids. NCBI's taxonomy places the organism in Eukaryota, Metazoa, Chordata, Lepidosauria, Squamata, Rhineuridae. The record is from RefSeq and is a predicted model, not a curated record. Gene Ontology annotation, cellular component: centrosome.